AUGGACAAGGAUGCUGAAGGCAGCGGUUUCGAGGAAGAGGAACAGCCGCAGCGUGAAUAUGGAAAAGAGGAAAAGGAUGAAGCAACAACUACUAUUCUUCCGCCACCACCGUACAUUCACACGCCGCCGCAAUAUGCGCAUGAUUCUAGCAGCCCUUCACUGUACGCUGCCAGCAGUGGGCAGCAGUUCAUUGUUGGCGAGCUUACGGAUAGCUUAAUUUUACCAUUCUGCGAACCUGUGGCAGUGGAUGCAGAACGCAUUCCGAUGCCGGCUCUGCAACGAGCCCAAAUACUGAAGACCUAUUAUUCACCUCCAGAAAAAUAUGAAUUAGAAGACAACAGCGACGGCACCGGCAGCAACAGCGGUGGUUGGCGUUUGUAG
Molecule: messenger RNA, 381 nt
Organism: Gongylonema pulchrum
Lineage: Eukaryota; Metazoa; Nematoda; Chromadorea; Rhabditida; Gongylonematidae
Source: the annotation of a GenBank genome assembly